AAAUUAACCCAAUAUACGUCUCCUCCCCGGCACACACCUCCCUCCGUUCUCCGUUCUCCGAUUCUCCGAUUACAUUCCAGAAUUAUAGAAAUCCAUCCUGCAGUCUCAGAUUAUCCUCUGUGCUUGGUGGAGAACUGCUUCUGGAGUAAACCUUCCCUGUCUCUUCCACGUCAGUUGAGUAAACUCAUGAUUCUGGGAGGUCUGGAUGAGAAGGAAGGGAAGGAGGGGAAAAGAGAGGAGUUUAUCAGGAUGGAGGGAGGAUCCUGUAGAUCAGAUGAACAGGAGAGAAAAGAGUGCGCUGGGUGUGGAAAUAAAAUUCAUGAUAAAUUUCUUUUAAAGGGAAACCUGUUGCUAUGUAAAAGGGACUAUCUUCGGUUAUUUGGUUCAACUGGGUAUUGUUCAGCCUGCAAUAAGGGACAGUAA
Molecule: messenger RNA, 423 nt
Organism: Eurytemora carolleeae
Lineage: Eukaryota; Metazoa; Arthropoda; Copepoda; Calanoida; Temoridae
Exons: 4
Biological process (GO): positive regulation of transcription by RNA polymerase II
Cellular component (GO): nucleus
Molecular function (GO): transcription coactivator activity; DNA-binding transcription factor binding
Source: RefSeq, a predicted model, not a curated record